Etheostoma spectabile (orangethroat darter) is the source of this 2685-nucleotide messenger RNA. It is a transcript of the gene mcf2b, whose product is annotated as MCF.2 cell line derived transforming sequence b. Gene Ontology annotation, molecular function: guanyl-nucleotide exchange factor activity. NCBI's taxonomy places the organism in Eukaryota, Metazoa, Chordata, Actinopteri, Perciformes, Percidae. Gene Ontology annotation, biological process: dendrite development. The record is from RefSeq and is a predicted model, not a curated record. Gene Ontology annotation, cellular component: cytoplasm.
UGACGUCAGGUGGUUGAACACACCCAUCCUGGUCCAGAGCACAACUACGUGUGCUGAGGUGCGCACUCAGCGCGCCGCUCUGCCCGCGAGGACACUGCAGUGAAGGAUACCGUGCCAUCGCUGCUGCGGCUGCUCGCUCCCGACACCACGUCCCGCUGCAGACUUCCCGGGUCCGGGUAGAACAGGGAAGCCAUGGCCGAGUCCAACCCGCUGCGGGGCUUCCCCCGUCUGCGCCGGGCCGCGACAUCAUUUCCAGAAAAACUGCAUUUGGUCUUGGUUCUCCACCCCUCCGGCUUGUUAAGCUCUGCCCCCAGUCCGUCCUCCAGCACUGACCUGGGCUUCCGCUUCAGCCAGGAUGACUUCCUGUUAAAGAUGCCGGUGGUGAUGCUGCGUUCGGUUGGUGACCUGCUGCGCUACAUCGAUGAAAACCACCUGACAUCAGACUUCACUGCAAAAGUGGAGUACUGCCAAAGUGACUGGAUCGUCCUCCGCACGGCAAUUGAGACCUUUGCGGUGACAGUGAAGGAGAUCGCCCAGCUGCUGCAAGGCUUUGGAUCAGAGCUAUCUGAGACCGAACUUCCAGAUGAAGCUAGUGCCAUUGAGUUCCUGCUGCACUCACACACACACCGAUACAGACAGAUGAAGGAUGAUAUCCGGAGCGUGCUGAAAGAAGGACGGCUGCUGCUGUCCAACCUGGAGACUGUCAAGGCCUCUAAGAGAAAUGUAGAGGAGGAGAGGGACCUAAAAUCAGACCUGGACACUGUUCAGAGGCUCCUGACUCAGCUCAGAGACAUGGAGGAGGCGUUUGAUGGCUUCUUUGAGAAACACCACCUGAAGAUGCAGCAAUACCUCCAGCUGCUGCAUUAUGAAAUGAGUUUCCACCAGAUGGAAGAGGUACUGGAGAAGAUCACUAACCAGGAGAUGGACAUUGCCUCUGUGGGAACCACGGUGGUGCAGACGGAACAGCUAUUGUCGGACCUGGCUGUGCUGGACACACACGCUCAGGAGGAGAUGGCUCGUGCCCAGGUGGUUAUCCUGCAUGGCCACCAGUUGGCCACCAACCAUCAUUACGCCCUGGCGCUCAUCAUCCAACGCUGCAAUGAGCUGCGUCAUCACUGUGACAUCCUCACCACUUCCAUACGCACCAAGCGGGCCUCCCUGACCCGAGCACGAGACCUGCUGCUCCGCCUUGAAGAGGCCCUUCGGUGGUGUGACGAGGGCGCCUAUCUUCUGGCGAGUCAGAUGGUGGACAAAUUCCAAACCAGAGAGGGAGCGCAGGAGGCACUGCAGUACCUGAGCUUCCACCAGGAGAGGGCGCCGUCCGCACUGAAAAACAGCCAGGACAUUCUGAGCCUUGAGUUUGAAGCCAUACUCACCCCACAGCUGCAGUCCCAAAUUUCCAUUGUUACAGAGAAGCUGAACUCGAUGCAGUCCAUGAUAAGAAACAGAGAGCAGUGUCUGAAAAAGUUGGCGGAUGUACAAGUCAGACCGAUUCAGUUGGUGGCCCCGAGGCCUGAACCCGACCACACCUUGCAGCGCUGCAAGUCACCCCUCUUCUCCCCCAAACAUGGUGUAGACUUUAAUGUCCUAAAUUCCAAGUUCUCCUUUGACCUGCUACCUGGCAAAAGAGCAGCAAGGAGGAACAACAGCCAACGCAAGAUUGAGGUAAUGCAUGAUUUCCAAGGCAACUGCAGCUCUCUGUAUGGAUCCACCACUGAAACAGAUUCCGAGGCAGAAGACAAUCCAGAGCAGGUCACACGCCAUAUAAUGAAGGAACUGAUAGCUACAGAGAGGAUCUAUGUGGACGAGCUGCUCUCUGUCCUUUUGGGCUACAGGGCAGAAAUGGAGGACCCAUCCAUGUCUAAUCUCUUCUCCGCUCUUUGCAGCCAGAAGGUUCUGUUUGGCAAAAUGCCAGAGAUUUACCAGUUCCACAGCAGGAUCUUCCUCCAGGAUCUGCAGGGUUGCUUGGAGACACCAGAGAGGGUGGGGGCUUGCUUCCUGCAACGGAAGAAGAAGUUCCAGGUGUAUGAGCGUUACUGCCAAAACAAGCCUCGCUCUGAGUUGCUAUGGAGACAGUGCUCUGAUUUGCCUUUCUUUCAGGAGUGCCAGAAUAAGCUGGACCACAAGCUGGGUCUGAACUCUUACCUCCUGAAACCAGUCCAACGCCUCACCAAGUACCAGCUGCUACUCAAGGAGCUGUUGAAGCACUGUACAGAGGAGCGAUACCGACAUGAACUCCAGGAGGCUCUCAACUCUAUGCUGGAGCUGCUGAAGUCUGUCAACGACUCCAUGCAUCAGAUAGCCAUCACUGGAUAUCAGGGUGACCUCAGUCAGCUGGGCCGAGUGGUGUUGCAGGGAGGCUUCAGCGUGUGGAUCAGCCAUAAGAGGGCAGCGGUGCGCAUGAAGGAGCUGGCCAGGUUCAAACCCAUGCAGCGACAUCUCUUUCUCUAUGACCUCGCCCUGCUCUUCUGCAAACGCAGAGAUGAUGACACUCACGACAGGACGCCCUUCUACAGCUUCAAAUCCUGUCUCAGAAUGAGUGCAGUGGGGAUCACAGAAAAUGUGAAAGGAGAUGUGAAGAAAUUUGAAAUCUGGUACAGUGGCAGAGAAGUAGUGUACAUAGUUCAGGCUCCUACACUGGAGGUCAAAGUUGCCUGGCUGACAGAGAUUCGUAAAAUUCUCACC